This is a messenger RNA of Bactrocera latifrons, 2809 nucleotides long. RefSeq names its product tensin-1-like. The record is from RefSeq and is a predicted model, not a curated record. The transcript has a single exon. NCBI's taxonomy places the organism in Eukaryota, Metazoa, Arthropoda, Insecta, Diptera, Tephritidae. The coding region runs from base 16 to 2802 and encodes 928 amino acids. Gene Ontology annotation, molecular function: protein binding.
GACUACUACGCCACAAUGAAUCAGUCUUGUGAAUAUUCGCGAACUAUGCGGUCGCCAUAUGAUGAUUUUUCAAUCGUGUCGGAUAGCGGUGAAGAAGGUAGAGGGAAUAGCCACAGCUAUGGAAACAAAAAUUAUAGUUGUACCAUACCAUAUCACGCGCGUGAAAAUUCGUUGCCAUUUAGUUACGGACAAAUAAAUAAGACGCCGACCUCAUUGCGUAGUGUUGGUCCAUCUAAUGGAAUCCAUCGCCUUCAACAUGGCGCUGAUGCUGGCUCCAGUGAUGCUAUCGAUUUCGGAUUCGGUUCAAGUUCAGUGCCAUCCAAGGCGGAUGAAAAUUACAGUAUGGACGCGAAUCUUUAUUACGGUGCUAAUUCUAACAACGGUUUAACGGCCACAUUAAGAUCGACAACAACACCAACUGCAAAAAAGUCGGCACAGGGAAGUAACACAGACGCAAUAAGUACGAUCAAAGCUCAACCACGACUUACGAGUCCGAUAUUGGUACGUAAAACGCUCAAUAGCCGAUCGCCUACGCGUAAUGGAGCUACCAAUACCAACACUAUCGCCAACACAUACCAUUACAAGUAUGGAAACGACGAUGACAAUAUUUUCGGCGCUCCCGUCGGCAUCAGCAGUAGAAGCCACAGCAACACUUUAAAAGGCAAAUUCGACAGUGACAAUUAUGAUUACAGUAACGAUUUCAAACACAAUAACGACAACAGUAGCAAAAAUCAUAGUUUCAACAACAACAAAAACAAGGGCAACAAAUUUGGUAUUGACGACACAGUCGAUGGAAACGUGAAUGUGCGGAAAAUCCAUCCACGCAAUGACUUUGAGGAAUUAUUACGCGAACGUCGGGAAAAGGUUUUCCGUGAACAUUACCGAUCCGUUGGAUCAACUCAAGCUGUCGAUGGCAUCAAUGGAAGUAGGUUUCAAACUUCGCCUAACUCUCAGAAWUUCAACUAUGAUUUCGAAUUUCACUUAAAUGUUGACGAUGCACCGCCCCCACCACGUCGUGCUCACACUAUGGACCGAUCGUCGCUACAACAAUUACAGCAAUAUCGUACUCGCGACAUUCCAGUUGCCAGCGAGGUCGUUACGCCAACCGUCAAUUCGUCGAUUGUGGAACGUAAUUACCACACAAUUGGCUCCUCUAUUGCUAAUAGAAAAGCAAGCGAAACAUGCGCUUCUACUCAGCAAAAUUCACUAGUUCGUCAACAAAUUCAACCACAGCAACCACAGCAACCGCAACAUCAACAACGACGUGAAAUUGAAACGCUUUAUAGUACAGUGGAGAAACGUACGUCAAAACCUUCUCCAAUACAAACACAACAACCGCUUCGAUCAACAGAGUACUCCCCAUAUGGAAAUGGAAACGUGAGUACGGCUAGUUAUGGAUUUGACAAUCAUAACGAGUAUGCUGCAAAUAAUCGGAGCUCAUUGGGAGCCGCCGUAGUUGCACGCAGCCGCAAUGACGUGUCACCACCAAUUUAUGCUACUACCACUAAGCAUAUCACCACAGCUAAGAAAACAUAUCACAACCACAUUGUAUCCGAACCAGAAUUGUCUUUUAAAGAUCGCACAUUGGGGACUUCAUUGUCACUGCCAAUUGACUCUGCUUCGGCUGGCGCUGUGAAUGAAUUCGAACCGGGUAAAAUUUCGCCAUCAAUGGUCGCACGCCCCGAAACACCAGCAUUUCCAGUUACUCCACGUACACCACAUGGUGUAUACAAUGGACAAAACAGUCCUACGGGCUAUUCASCUAGCCCAAUGUUACAACAAACAGAUCUAACGAAAGGAAAAUCAACACUAGACUUGCACAACUACUCUUCGGAGACAAUUUACCGUGCAAGUUGCCGCCCACGCCUCGACUCCAACAUGUCAAUGGUUAAUAGUGAACCGCAGGAAGUUGCCGCACAUCUGGUCAAAUUUGCCAAAGAUUCGUCGAAAUACUGGUACAAGCCGAAUUUGUCGCGCGAAGAAGUUGUUCAGUUGUUACUACAUGCUGAACCAGGUACAUUUAUAGUUCGUAAUUCCACAACAUACAAGGAUAACUAUGGUUUAGUGGUACGUGUUUACCAACCACCCCCAAAUAGUGAACUUACAGGCCAACCCGACGAUUUAGUGCGCCAUUUCCUCAUUGAGCCAACAAAACACGGUGUACGCUUGAAGAGUUGUGCCAAUGAACCAGUUUUUACAUCACUAUCAGCUCUUAUCUAUGAACAUUCAAUCAACAAAUUAGCCUUGCCCUGUUUGUUACGCAUACCCGAACACGAUUUGAUACCAUCGUUAACCGAACCGUCUAGUGCUCAAAAGCAAUUGCUAACCCAGGGCGCAGCUUGCAAUGUACUGUGGCUGUACUCAUGUGACACUGAAUCAUUAACUGGUGAAGAGGCAAUCCGUAAAGCCAUACGACAAUUAUACUCCCAAGAUCGACUGCAUAUGCCAACAGAAGUGCACUUUAAAGUCACUCAACAAGGAAUUACCAUCACCGACAAUACCAGGAAAAAAUUCUUCCGAAAACACUAUCCCGGCGAUAGCAUCUCAUUUUGUGCCAUAGAUCCAGAUCAUCGUCUCUGGGAAAUCCGAUUGACGGAAGAAGAAGGCAGUGACAAAAAUAGUACCCCGGUCGGAGCGCUAAAGAAGACAAUAUUUGCGUUUGUGGCUCGUAGCUCGCCAAAAUCGAAAGACAAUCAAUGCCAUGUAUUUUGUGAUUUAGACAUUCAUCAGCCAGCUUCAGCCAUUGUUUCCUUUGUCAAUAAAACAUUGCCAACUGAGAAAGAACGUAAUUUUGUGCUUUGAAAAAAGA